Messenger RNA from Eurytemora carolleeae, 1828 nucleotides. RefSeq names its product glycine receptor subunit alpha-1. NCBI's taxonomy places the organism in Eukaryota, Metazoa, Arthropoda, Copepoda, Calanoida, Temoridae. Gene Ontology annotation, molecular function: transmembrane signaling receptor activity; extracellular ligand-gated monoatomic ion channel activity; neurotransmitter receptor activity. The record is from RefSeq and is a predicted model, not a curated record. Gene Ontology annotation, cellular component: membrane; neuron projection; synapse. The coding region runs from base 281 to 1501 and encodes 406 amino acids. Gene Ontology annotation, biological process: chemical synaptic transmission; signal transduction; regulation of membrane potential. The transcript has 16 exons.
UUCAGCCAUUUACCAGAAACAUUUCUCAGUUCCACGGAGUACUCGGAGCAACUAGAACUCAUAGACUCACGGAGUACUCGGAGCAACUAGAACUCAUAGACUCACGGAGUACUCGGAGCAACUAGAACUCAUAGACUCACGGAGUUAAAAACAUUCAAUAAUCCAAUUUCCAAUUUAGGUCGUCAUUCCUAACAAGAGCUUUUGAAUGUCCUUGCUCAAAUGUGGACAUUAUGGUACCAAGACAGCAAUUUCAAAUUAAGGUAGGCAGGACAGUAUCAAGAUGAAACGCCUUCUCUCCCUAUGUCUCCUUAUCCUAAAGUUUGGUUUGGGUCGAGGUCGGAUGGAUACUAAUGAGGAUAUGUUGUGCAAGGAGAACGGAGAAAUAAAUACUCAUAUUUGUUUACCAAGAGGAUACAACAAGUUUGAUUUACCGUACAACAACCAAGUCAAUGUAAUUGACAUAGGAAUUGAUAUAACUGAUGUUCUACGAAUAAAUGACAAGGAGUACAGUGUAGAGUUUAGCUGCUACUUCAACGUGAUGUGGAAAGAACCCCGUCUUCAUAUUCCAGAACAGCUUCUAGAGGAGUUGAAUAUGAAAAAUAGUGAUGCAAUGUUCCCGGUUAAUGUAGAGCUGGUCAACCUACUCUGGCUCCCAAACGUUUAUAUAUACAAUCUCAAAACAUUCAAGGUUGUUGAAGUACUCUCUAAGCAUGCUGGACUUUGGAUAACAAGAAAUAAAGAAGUCAUGUACUCACAGGCAACACAUAUAAACUUCAUCUGUCCAAUGAGGUUCGACACGUUUCCCCUGGAUACCCAGGCGUGUAAGUUCCAAGUUGGAUCCUAUUCCUACGAGCAUUCAAAGAUGAUUUUCACUCAGACGAACAAAGUUCAAGGAUAUGUGAAAACAGCCAAUUCCGUGGUACUGGACUACGCAGUUAAAACAGAGCCCUUAAAAGGCGAGGAUUUAAUCCUGGAUUACGGUGAUCUUGGGAACUUCAGUGUUGCUGGGUUUGAGAUGGAUCUUCAUAGACAUGUGUCUCAUUAUCUCAUCACAUACUACCUUCCUUCAGGACUAUUUGUUGUUGUAUCCUGGAUAAGCUUUGUAGUCCCUCCUGACGUUAUCCCGGGACGGAUGGCGUUAUUGAUCACCUUGUUCCUGGUGCUUGUCAAUAUAUUCAAUACAGUCACCAGUAACACACCUAAAGCUGAAGGAUUAACAGCCAUUGAAGCUUGGAUGUUGUCCUGUAUUCUCUUUGUAUUUGGAGCUCUUGUCGAAUAUGCUGUCAUUCUGUUCCAAAGCCAGCGAGGGAAACCGAAUCCAGUUCAAAAUCAUCUUAAAAGGCAUUCACGGAUAAUUUGCCGUGAGAACUUCAAGUAUGAAGUGAGUUCUGAGAAUGGAAUAAAUCCUCUCCACAAUAUGCUCGACCUAGAAGAACCAAAGGUACUAACCGCUCCUACACCUCAACUCUACCUAUUUGUCACAAAUAGCACUUGGAAUUGAUUUCUUAGUGGAAAAAUGUUGUGACUCCAUUUUUAAGACCACUAGGCAAAACUAGGAUUUGGACACAAAACUCAAAGUACAGAAUCAAUGUGAAAUAAAUUCCUAGCCUAUCCUCCUAUGUGGCCACUAGCUCUUCCACCCCCCCUGCCUUAACCUUCAAGUCUGAUCAGCUUCAGUUUGCUGCAUCAGAUCACAACAUACAAUUACAAUUGAGCAGAACGUCCCGAAUACUGGUUUCGACAGAUUUUAAUUUUUUUCAAAAUCAUCUGCAUUUGGGACAGUCAACUGAAGGAAAUGAAAAAAGGAAGGAGAGAAACGAAGACAAUA